AUGUCCUCGCCAGAGCUGGUCGAAAGAGUCUUUCCCAUCCGCCUAUCUAUUCUUGAGAACUCGCCAUAUCUGCGAAAUAGUGAUACUGCUGGAGUUGCUCUUUCAGUUGUUCCUGUUCAGGCAGAAGACCAUUCUGUGACUGGUGUGGAAGCCCAGGUGGCAGCCCCCGAUGGGCUUGUCCCAGGGCCAGAUCCUCAAGCACCGUUGAUAACACCCGAAGCUGUUAUCGAACAUGGCCCUGACGAGGCAUUGAGAUCGUCGAAUCCUUUGGUGACGGACAGAUUUGAAUACACCGUCAUGAACGACGGGUCACACGGCGUCUUUCAGGGCACACGACGAGUUGUCACUCGUUGCGAAGAUGAGUUGAUCCACAUCCCCGGAGCGAUUCAAUCGCAUGGUAUGCUCGUGGCUCUGAAGCGGCGAGCAGAAGGAGUCUACAUUCCCCGGGUUGUGAGCGAAAACUCGUUUCAAGUCUGCCACUUUCACCCUGCCGAGAUCUUUGCCCUCGACAGCUUCAACAAGGUGGUACCGACCUACCAGCGACCACUGUUUAAUACCCAGCUAAGAAGUGUGAGAACCACGUACGAGAUCACGAGGAAAGAGCAAGAACCUGUGGUAUUCGACUUUUCCUUUAGCGAUCCCGAAGGACUCAUUAUUCCAUGCUGGUGCGCUGUUCACUACCUUGGAGGCGAAGUCGACUUGUACAUUUGCGAAUUUGAGUUGCAGGACAACGCAUUGCACCCCAUGGCCCAUUACUGGCAGGCUGAUGUGCCGCCAAAUCCCAUCGACACUCUAGGAAGCGACCACAUGGAUCUUGCCACUGUCUCAAGCAUGCAGACUCGCAGUCAACCUGUCAUUUCCAGUCCAGACGCCCUGUGUGGCGGUCUUGGCCCCAAUGCAUCCUCGGUCGAGGUCGUCAACGUGGCAACCAAGAUUCAAAAACAAUUCUCAGCCGCAAAAUCGGUUUCCCAGUUGCUGGAUUCUAUUGUCGGCGUGGUUAAGGAACUCUCAAGGUUCAACCGGGUCAUGGUGUACCAGUUUGACCAAGACUUCAACGGCACGGUCAUCGCCGAGCUCAUGGAUCCCGCCACAAGUCGUGAUGUUUACCGUGGUUUGCACUUUCCACACACAGAUAUCCCACCUCAAGCACGGCGCCUGUACAUGGUCAACAAAGUUCGUGUGCUUUUCGACAGAACACAGACUACCGCCCGGUUGGUGGGUAGAGACCGGAAAGACAUCGAAACCCCAUUGAAUCUCACACACUCGUAUCUCCGAGCAAUGUCGCCGGUCCAUCUCAAAUAUUUGGAAAAUAUGGAGGUUCGAUCUUCCAUGUCUCUGUCGCUCGAGUCGGAGGGCAAGCUUUGGGGGCUGAUCAUUUGCCACUCAUAUGGACCCACGGCAACGCGUGUACCUUUUACGGUGCGGGAAUUGAUAUAUUUUGUGGGCGUCUCAGCAUCGACCUGUUUGGAGAAGCUGCUCAACGCCGACAGGCUCAAAGCUCGGCGCAUCAUUGAGACACUUCAAGACCAAAAGAGCCCCAAUGAAUGCAUCACGGCAUCGUCGGACGAGCUACUCAAACUCUUCGAGGCCGACUGUGGCUUCCUUGUGGUGGAGGGUGAGGCUAGAACAAUUGGGCGACUGGCAGCAUAUGCCGAGGCCGUAACACUGCUCAAGUAUUUGUUCUUCCGAAGAUCGAGCAGAAUACUCGUCUCGAGCAACUUUGCCCAUGAUUUUCAGGAUCUUCACUAUCCAAGCGGCUUCAAGGCAAUUGCCGGUGUCUUGUACAUCCCAUUGUCGGGGAUGACGGACGACUGUGUGGUGUUUUAUCGCCGAAGUCAGCUUCGAGAGGUUCACUGGGCAGGGAAGCCAUGCCUGGCAGGCAAGUUUGGCACGCUGGAACCUCGCAACAGCUUUCAAAAAUGGACCGAAGUGGUGGAUGGAACCAGCAAGAGCUGGACACCAGAGCAAGCCACCCUGGCCACCAUGGCCCAGCUUGUUUACGGCAGCUUUAUCAGAGUCUGGCGUGAGAAGGAAUCCGCUGUCAAAGAGACAAGGUUGAAGCGUCUGCUUCUGCAUGAUGCAUCACACCAAGUGCGAACACCCCUGAACGCAGUGAUCAACUACCUUGAGAUGGCCCUCGAGAAGCCUCUGGAGGAGAGCACCAAGCAAGCUCUCACGUCGUCCUACACGGCAUCCAAGUCUCUCAUCUACGUCAUAGAUGACCUCCUGAAUUUGACAGGGAGCGCAACUGGGUCGAUCCCGCAGCUCUCCAACCUCUUUGAUGUGGGAGUCUGCUUGGAGGAGGCCAUGGAACCUCUCGAGCGGCUGGCAAGGGAGAAGGGAAUCGAGGUUGUUCUCAAACCCUGCACAGGAGCUGUUCGAUUCGUGCGAGGUGACCCAUCCAGUCUCCAACGGGCCGUCUCCAUACUGGUCGCCAACGCCAUUCAGCAUACAGUCAGGGGGCGGGUGUUGGUCGAGUGGACUACAACGUGCAAGAAAAUGGAAAGCUGCACGAUGCAAAUUUCGGUCAGCGACUCGGGCCCCGGUCUCAGCGAACGAGCCCUCGAUGACAUGUUUCAGGAAUUUGAGCAGGUUCCAGACGAAGACUUUGACGAGCUCAUGGGCCAGUCGCUGGCGCCGAGGGACAAUGUCCUUCGCGUCGGUGUUGGACUAGCCUUUGUGGCCCGCUAUGUCAAACAACAGAACGGGCAGCUGAGAGUGAAGUCAGUCAAAGGACUUGGCUCAACUUUCAUCAUCGAGGCGCCCUUUACCGUGGUAUCGCGCGCACACUCUCUGGCUGCACGUAGGGACGCAUCCCCGCUCCCAGCAUUGCCCAUGCCUGGACGCCCGUCGGUUUUGGGGUCGUUUCCCCCCAAAACACACGACAUCACACCGGCAGGAUCGUCAGGUGCGGGCCUGGGAUCCAAGAUGGGUGCCUCGCCACCCAUCGUUGUGCCGACACCAAGCAUUUCGCCCAUGGACACGGCGCGGACGCCGACGACACUCUGCUUUACCGUCCUGAUUGCCGAUGACAACAUUAUUAAUAUCCAAAUUCUCAACCGUCGCCUGACCAAGUUCGGUCACAAGGUUCUUGUCAGUCGCGAUGGCCAAGAGUGUUAUAACAUGUUUGCGGCGAAUCAAGCUACUACUGAUUUUAUCCUGAUGGAUCUCAACAUGCCCGUCGUCGACGGUUGGGCUUCGGUUAAGAUGAUAAGAGACCUCGAAAACGCCAGACCGACCCCAUCUCGCGUUGUCCAAGCCUAUGGCCGUGUCCCUGUCUUUGCCAUCUCUGGCAUGCUCCGGCGUGGAGACGAACAGCGGUACAAGGAUGUGGGCUUUGACGGCUGGAUGCCCAAGCCCAUUGAUAUGAAACGACUCUCCACCUACUUGACCGGUGCUGUCGACGCACCAACACGGAAGCAGGGUGUUUAUCAAGAGACACACUUUGCCAUGGGCGGGUGGUUUCCCGAGGAGACUGUCCCACCACUUGUUAUGGAGAGGCAGUUGCAGCCGGAAGAGGAAGUUAUUGAGAUUGAACAUGUUAAGGAAGAAAAUCCCGAAGCAGCUUACAUUCCUCUUCCUGUGACAGCAAUGGAGUCUCCAUCAGUGCCGAGGGCUGAUGACUCCUUCUUCCCCAGCAAGGACUGGAGCGUACCGCCAGCCAACGAAGAUGAUCAUCGAAUGGCUUGUCCUCUUCCACUUGAAAAGGAUGGUGUUGGCCAGAAAGAAACUCCCCCUCCUGACAGCGCCAUCGCCAUCCACUCCACCAUGAAUACGCCCGCGGUGGAGGCUAGCCCGGAGAUUUGGAGCCUGCAUCAACCUCAACCACCAACGGACAGCAUCGAAGCAGUGCUGGAAGCUGAUGAGUGCCCUCCAUCGAGUGAGGGCGCAGCAAAGCCAGUAUCUGGCCGAGGUCAUGCCCAGACACCGGCAGCGAGACCGCUUCAAGUGGACCCCUUUUCUGAAUACUGCUCGCAGCCAGAGGUAUCGUCUCCUGCGAGGACGAUUUGA
Molecule: messenger RNA, 4011 nt
Organism: Podospora anserina S mat+
Lineage: Eukaryota; Fungi; Ascomycota; Sordariomycetes; Sordariales; Podosporaceae
Exons: 5
Coding region: 1-4011 (1336 amino acids)
Biological process (GO): regulation of DNA-templated transcription; detection of visible light; phosphorelay signal transduction system
Molecular function (GO): phosphorelay sensor kinase activity; protein binding
Source: RefSeq, a predicted model, not a curated record